UAGAUAAUUUUGAAACAAUAAACCGACAAAAAGACUACUUUGGUCUUUGAACUUUUUUGCAUUUAAAUUUUUUUCUACUUUCAAAGGUAAUUAACUAAUUUAACCUUUAGAAACUGACGAAAUGUGAUAUUAUCUGAUAUCACUUUCUAAUCGAAAAGUGAAAGUAUAUCGCUUGUUUAAGAACUAUCAGGGUACAACAGCUAUAUUAUAAUCUGAAAGUAUUGAAGCUGUUAUGUAACAUUUUUUGAGGAAAAUUAUUAAUUUAAAAAUUCACCACGUAGCGAAUACUAGUUUUAAUGCACUGGAAAUUAUCUUUUAGUUUUUUAUAAAAGUGCUUUUGUCUUAUAUUGCACACAUAUGGCUGCAAAAACAUCAAAUACCACUGGUUAUGUGGUAUUUAUUUCACUACUAUUUGAUUUAUUAGCGUUUACUAUGAUAUUACCAUUAUUUCCAUCGUUGUUGGACUAUUACAAACAAAAUGACUCUGAAGGAUUGUACCAAUGGUUGGAGGGAUAUGUCGGAGUUUUUCAGAAAAUGAUAGGUGUUCCAGAUAGGUUCAAUAGUGUUUUAUUUGGAGGAGUCCUGGGUUCAUUGUUUUCGUUUUUGCAAUUCACAUCAUCGCCUAUACUUGGUGGAAUCAGUGAUGUGUACGGACGAAAACCAGUUAUGAUAAUAUGUUUGAUCGGAAUACUAUCAUCGUAUGUAAUUUGGUCAAAAGCGACAACAUUUUCAUUAUUUGUCUGGGCAAGAGUUAUUGGAGGACUUAGUAAAGGCAACGUCAGUUUGUCUAUGGCUAUUGUAACCGAUGUUUACUCACCAGAAAAGCGUGGAAGAGGAAUGGCAAUGAUUGGUAUAGCAUUUUCAGUAGGUUUUGUUUUUGGUCCUAUGAUCGGAGCAGCUUAUGCAAAAUGGUCUCAUAGCCAAGAAGGAGCCUGGUUUGUUCAACCUGCAUUGUUAGCGGUUGCAUUAACUGUGGUUAAUAUUAUUUUUGUAACCUUCGCAUUCAAGGAAUCGCUCCCAAAGAAAAAUCGGGCACUAUCAGUCAUUGGAAAAUUAUCUGAAGCUCUCUCCUACAUUAACGUAGUGGAUCUUUUUAAAUUCAAACUUUUGGAUGGUCUUAUUUCAAGUGACGAAAUCAAGAAAUUGCGUACGUUGGGCAGUGUUUAUUUUGUUUAUUUGUUUCUUUAUUCUGGUUUGGAAUUUACAUUGACGUUUUUGACGCAUAACAAAUUUGGAUAUACUUCAAUGCAACAAGGUUGGAUGUUCUUUGGUAUUGGUAUAACAAUGGCACUUAUACAAGGUGGCUGGGUACGAAGAAUUCCUCCAAGUCGAACAGCCAAUACAGCAGUAAUGGGCUUGUUAUUGGUUGUACCAUCAUUUCUCUGCGUUGGAUUAGCCAACUCUGCACCGCUCUUAAUUUUUGGGUUAUUUUUGUAUGCAUUGUCUACAUCUAUUGUUGUUCCGUGUAUGACAACGCUUGCGUCUCAUUUUGGAUCUGGUGCUCACAAAGGUAAAGCCAUGGGCACAUUCCGUUCGUUGGGAGCUCUGGCCAGAGCAAUCGGCCCCGUUGUUGCCUCGAUAUUGUAUUGGUCUAUUGGUCCAGAAAUUACAUACUGCAUUGGAGGUGUGUUACUAUUAUAUCCUUGGUACACAUUGAAGAAAACAUUAAAAACUAUUAAGGUACAAUAAUAGCGUGUUUUACUAUACCUAUUUAAAUUGUAUGAAAAUUUAAAAGACAAACAUUUGUCUGUUGUUAAUUUUAGUUUUAAUGCAUAUUUUUUAUGCAAUAUUAUUAUAUAUCAUUUCCAUUUAAAAAACAAAAAUACUUAAGUUUUAUACAAUAGUAAGUUAUAUAUUGUGUUUUAACUUGUUAUUUAUUUUAUAAGUUAAAGCAAUUUAUUAAUUAUACUUUUAUAGUUAAAGAUAUAAAUAGG
This is a messenger RNA of Adelges cooleyi (spruce gall adelgid), 1934 nucleotides long. Its product is annotated as major facilitator superfamily domain-containing protein 10-like. Gene Ontology annotation, biological process: transmembrane transport. The record is from RefSeq and is a predicted model, not a curated record. Bases 358 to 1689 code for a protein of 443 amino acids. Gene Ontology annotation, molecular function: transmembrane transporter activity. The transcript has 9 exons. Lineage: Eukaryota; Metazoa; Arthropoda; Insecta; Hemiptera; Adelgidae. Gene Ontology annotation, cellular component: brush border membrane.